Molecule: messenger RNA, 753 nt
Organism: Alternaria ethzedia
Lineage: Eukaryota; Fungi; Ascomycota; Dothideomycetes; Pleosporales; Pleosporaceae
Exons: 1
Coding region: 1-753 (250 amino acids)
Molecular function (GO): flavin adenine dinucleotide binding
Source: RefSeq, a predicted model, not a curated record
AUGGACGUUGUACUGGCCGAUGGAACUCAACUUCACGUCACACGCACUACCCAUCCCGAACUCUACUACGCUCUGCGUGGAGCUGCAGAUAGCAUCGGUAUCGUGACUACCUUCUACCUGCAGACCCAGCCCGCCCCGGCACAGAUCGUCAGCUACUCCGUGAACUUCACUUCCGCGCUGAAGUCUUCAUCUUCCGUCGCCGACGUCCUUCUCCAGUUGCAGAAGUUUGCCCAAUCUUCUCCUCUCAUGGACCGUAACAUCACACUUGAGAUCUACAUGAACAUAUUUGGUACCUUCGAAGUUCGAGGCUGGUACUUUGGCGACCGCACACACUUCUCCAGCGCCGUACUUCCCGCCAUGCUUGAAGGUUUGCCCAAGGCCGACAACACAACGAUCGCGACCAGAAACUGGCUCGAUGCGCUGCAGGAUAUCGCAGAAGGCGAACCUCUUGUUGAGCCUUUGACUGGCUACAACAACCACCAGACCUUCUACACCAAGUCCAUUGUUACGAGAGAGGCAAAGCCACUUACACGGCGCGCACUGGAGAGCUUUGCUGGGUAUGUCAUUAGUAAGGGAUUGAGCGCAGACUCCCCAUGGGAGACGUAUAUCUCGCUGUAUGGCGGGAGAGAUAGCCAGAUCAAUGUUCCAUCGCCUGAUAGUGCGGCAUAUUCGCAUCGCGAUUCGCUGUGGGUCUUUCAGGUAAACUCCUCUCCUCUCCCCUUCAGACAACACUCAUCGGUCAGUAUUCUCUAA